This is a messenger RNA of Meyerozyma guilliermondii ATCC 6260, 504 nucleotides long. RefSeq lists its product as uncharacterized. Lineage: Eukaryota; Fungi; Ascomycota; Pichiomycetes; Serinales; Debaryomycetaceae. The record is from RefSeq and is a predicted model, not a curated record. Bases 1 to 504 code for a protein of 167 amino acids. The transcript has a single exon.
AUGGCAAAAUUGAGGUUGACCAAAGGCUCCAAAAUCAUCACCAAGUCUUUCCCACGGUCGCCAUCAACGACUACCAAAUCGUUCUUUCGCAACGAGACGUUUGAACUAUUGGGGUACGAUAACAAAUCAAACUUUCCAUUCUUGUUGAUCACAAGACACAAGAGUUUAUGGUUGAAUGUGAGGUUGUUCAAGUUUUUUAUAAAGGUUAUCAUUUUCAUGAUUUGUGGCUUGUUGAGCAACGCUUCGAUUUGUGAGAUUAUCACCGCCGUGGUGUCCACGUUCUGGAAGUAUUUCGCGGCCUUCAGGUACAACUGCUUGAGUUCCGGAGACGCCAGAAUGUACUGGUCGUGGAGAAGAAGACCGUUUUCCAAAUUGACACCGGUUGCGUUGGCGGUUCCGUUGGCGGUUCCGCGAGUGUUAGCGGGUUGGUUCAAAUUGAGUUCCGGAGGGUUUGGAGCUAGCAGGCUCUGGAACUCGACGAGCUGGCUGGGCCGGCGUUGCUGA